GGAUUCGCGUAUAAACCCCAGUUCGUGGGACAAUGCACCCCAGGUCAACGACUCGCAACUCACCCAUAUGAUCAAUCGUACCUACGAGAUUCUUCACAUCUUGUUUGGUAUGAAGAACGAAAUUACUUCGAGAACUGCCGAGAACGCUCCGGUGGAUGUUGAAGAAAUCGCUCUGGCCCGAAAACCAAGAUCUACCAACGUUUCGCCGCAACGUACAAAGUACAGGAAGCGAAGCAAGCGUGCUGCACCCCCAGGCCGAUGCCAUUCAUGCAAUAUAUCUGAAACGCCAGAAUGGCGACGUGGUCCAGACGGCGCUAGGACAUUGUGCAAUGCCUGUGGUCUUCAUUUUGCAAAGAUCACGAGGAAACGCGCCCUAUCGGCGAUGCAGCAAUUUUCAGUACCCAACAAUACCACAUUGGUAAAUUACAAUACAAGAUUGAUUACAAUGCCAGAGGUUCAAGAUCCAAGCAAACGGCCUCGAGUUGA
This is a messenger RNA of Acaulospora morrowiae, 486 nucleotides long. The record is from the annotation of a GenBank genome assembly. Lineage: Eukaryota; Fungi; Glomeromycota; Glomeromycetes; Diversisporales; Acaulosporaceae.